Molecule: messenger RNA, 714 nt
Organism: Encephalitozoon intestinalis ATCC 50506
Lineage: Eukaryota; Fungi; Microsporidia; Unikaryonidae
Exons: 1
Coding region: 1-714 (237 amino acids)
Source: RefSeq, a predicted model, not a curated record
AUGGAUCCAGAAAAAGCCUUCCGUGAGCUUGAAGAGAGCAUAUGCUGGGCAAAUGCACCUCCCGCACCAACACCUGGGAUGUGCUACAUUGAGCCUCAGAUAAAAAGAGACUUCACCUCAUUUGACGGGUCCCUUGAGAAGAUUGUGCCAAGGCGGCUACAUACAGAUCUUCUUGAAGCCUUGGACAUAGACUUCGUAGAAAUGGUCAUGGACUAUAUCGAAAGGGAGGCCUCAAGUACGGGAAAGCCUGGGCAUCGACUUGGAGCUUCCAGUGGGCUGGAAAGAAGAGGCGAGGCUCUGGAGAGAGAAAGGAUAAAGAAAAGCAUGAGUAAGAUCUUCGACUAUCAAAAAUAUAUCCAAGAGUCCUUCGAGGAUGUAAACACAAUAGUUCACCCUACAGACGAGAACAUCAAGGCCGAAGAGGUUUACAGUCUCUUUCCGUCGACGGAAGAUGAGAGUGUCAUUAUCCAGUCGGACGGGAUAGACUUCCAAAAAGAUUCUUUUACCAUUCUAGAAGAAGGGUCUUCCCAGCUGUUCAAGAAAGCCUGUAUGUCCGACGGACGAGUCUUCACAUGCUCACCACAAAAGAUAGACAAUCUCCUGGUUCUCUGCAUAAGAGAUGGCAAUGCAUACUACAGCGAAGCUUCCACACUCUACAGGCUUCAGGAGCCAAGAAACCAGAAAAAAAAGAUGGAAGAUAGGGAAGAGGGAUAA